Lolium perenne is the source of this 1581-nucleotide messenger RNA. RefSeq lists its product as uncharacterized. NCBI's taxonomy places the organism in Eukaryota, Viridiplantae, Streptophyta, Magnoliopsida, Poales, Poaceae. Gene Ontology annotation, molecular function: zinc ion binding; ubiquitin-protein transferase activity. The record is from RefSeq and is a predicted model, not a curated record. Gene Ontology annotation, biological process: protein ubiquitination.
UCCCUCUCUCUCGCAUCAAGAGAUCCCACCCGUCCACGUGUCCCUCAAUCUCCGUCUGGCUGAUUGGCCCUUUUCCAGAAGCCUAGAUCGAUAGGAAGCAACGCGGCGCCGCCGCUGGCUGUGCACCACUCGUCGCCGGUCAUGGCGGCCUCCGCCACCGGCACCGCCCAUGAUCCAUCCAUCCCCAUCUACAUCUCAUCCGACGAAGACGACGAGGUAACAGUCCUUGGCUCCUCCCGCAGCCGCGAGGAGCUCCAGAUCCAGCAGGCCAUCCUCCUCUCCAUCGACUCCUCGCGCGACCCGACCGCCAUCCCGUCCUCCCCCUCCGCCUCGCCCUUCCCCUCAGGAACCGCCGGCGCUGGAAUCUCCAAAGAUUCCAUUCCAAACCGAAAGGAUAAUCGCGAACUGCGAUUGGGGUUACCCCGGUUCCCUGUGGCUUCCAGCAGAUCCCUUUCAAAGCCGAAGACACCUCAAGUUAUCGACUUAGAUGAUGAUGACAGCCUUCGUCGAGUUAUCGAUCUGGAUGGUGAUGAAGACAGUUUGAUCUUCAGCAAGGAGAUCGGCAACGGCGGGAGGAGGAAGAAGCCGCGCAACGGCGCGCACUUCGAGAUCGGCGAGUGCUCCCACAGCGCCAAGGACUUCGACUGCGCGAUCUGCAUGGAGACGGUGCCCGGCGUCGAGCGCUUCGCCGUCCCCGGGUGCGGCCACGCCUUCUGCGCCGGCUGCGUGCGGCAGUACAUCGCCGCGAGGGUGGACGAGAACCUGCUGGCCGUCGGCUGCCCGGACCCGGGGUGCAGGGACGGCGUGCUGCACCCGGAGGAGUGCCGCCACGUGCUCCCCUCGCCGCUCUUCCACCGCUGGGGCGCCGCGCUCUGCGACAUGGCGCUCGAGGAGGUCAAGUUCUACUGCCCCUUCAAGGACUGCUCCGCGCUGCUGGUCGACGACGAGCCUGGCCCCGGGACCGGCCAAGCCAAGGCCGAGUGCCCACACUGCAAGCGCGCGUUCUGCGCCACGUGCAAGGUGCCCUGGCACGACGGCGUCGACUGCGCCGAGUUCCAGCGGCUCGGCGACGACGAGCGCGGCCGGGAGGACCUGCUGCUCAGGAAGGUCGCGCAGCAGAGCAAGUGGCAGAGGUGCCCCAAGUGCAAGAUGUACGUCGACAGGAUCGACGGCUGCACAUUCAUCGCCUGCAGGUGCGGGCACUGCUUCUGCUACCUGUGCGGCAACACCAUGGCCAGGAACAACCAUUUUUGCAAACACUGCAACCGUGCACGGAGAUGAUUGGUGAAUGGUCUGGAGAUGCCAACGUUAAUGCUGUUUUGGCCAUCACUAUGAGUGAGAAGUACUACUCAAGUAGUAACACCUAGUAUAAGUAGUAAUGACAGUUUGCAAGACUGUUGAUUUGGAAAUCGGAAAUGCUUCACACACGACAACUCCCAUCCGAUGUGUGUACGAUCUAGUUAAUUCCCCUUCCCUCCCUAGUGGCUAAGUUAAGCCCAAACUCAAACCAGCAAUACUGUUGAGCGUCUUUUUAUGGUUCCCUAAAUCCCGAUCUGAAGCAAUUUAACUUGUUCUUGCUGC